CACCAGCGGCUGCUACAUACGCUGCAAGUCAGCCGAGCACUCGCUACCGCUUUGCAACAAAGCAAUUGCACGUUUCAAGAUGGAGGCGCUGCUGUCGCUGUCCUUUGACAACAUUGCGUCAAAGGAUACAGCCAAGAUUCGCAAAGGCCUGCGCCAGAUCGAGGGCAUGCUAGCACACAUCUGCCUCGACGGCAGCAAGACAAAGCCCGCCACACCUGGACAUCGACGAAACCAAUCUGCAGUUAAUGUGGGCGAGCAGCAAGAUACACCCAAGAAGCUAGGAGAGCUGUCUGAAGACCCUGCAUUUCGAGAGUUCUUCCGGUUGCAAGAUGGGUUCGAGUGGAAUGUUACUACACGCGUCGCAGACUGCCUCGAGAGGCUACUCGGCAUGGGCAGCAACGGCCAGAACGACAUGCUCAUCCUCGCGGCGCUAUCGAACCUCCAAGGCCUACUUCUCCUGCAUCCACCGUCGCGCAUCCUUUUCGGUCGCGAAGUCUACAUGAACCUCCUCCUCGACCUUCUCGACCCGUACAAUUGCCCAGCCAUUCAGUCGCAAGCGAUCCUCGUCCUCGUCACAGCGCUGCUCGCCACACCACAGAACACCCGAAUCUUCGAGCAGAUGGAUGGUCUGCUUACUAUCACAAGUCUGCAAAGCGACGAGGAGACAACACAAAGCGUCAAGGUCAAGGUGCUAGAGUUCCUGUACUUCUAUCUUCUGCCUGAGGCACCUCCACUAUCAAGAAAGCUCGCCAGCGCAUUUGAGAGGCGAGGGAGCACAGACAGCUCAAAGAGCGUCACAAACAAGAACACCAGGUCGCAAGAAGAAAAGCAGCGCAUGCUCGGCAAAUACAUCGCCAAUGUCGACUGCUUAUUUGAGGAUAUGCAGGACGAUGACCCAUUCGCCAGCGUGAGGGUAUGAUCGUCUCGCAAAGCAGCCCAUCGGUCGCCAUUUCAUUUGUAUAUCUAUUUGCUUUUAUACUUCUUGUUACUAUUUGUCGGCCCACUGCCGCGGUCUCAUACUUUCUUUGGGUCCAGCAAGCGAGGCGUUGGAGGGGUGUUCAGCAAAAACAGACUGAGCGUUACACAUCUCCUGGCACUUGAGUGCAUUGUUAAUUUGGGCGGAAGCGUUUCCAUGGCAUCAGCAUACUCGGCGGGCGCACAUUCACAAGUUGAAUUUCUUUAGUAAUAUAGCAUAC
Macroventuria anomochaeta is the source of this 1196-nucleotide messenger RNA. Its product is annotated as cell division control protein 14. The record is from RefSeq and is a predicted model, not a curated record. The coding region runs from base 80 to 919 and encodes 279 amino acids. The transcript has 3 exons. Lineage: Eukaryota; Fungi; Ascomycota; Dothideomycetes; Pleosporales; Didymellaceae.